Microplitis mediator is the source of this 2235-nucleotide messenger RNA. RefSeq names its product zinc finger protein 354B-like. Lineage: Eukaryota; Metazoa; Arthropoda; Insecta; Hymenoptera; Braconidae. Bases 154 to 1770 code for a protein of 538 amino acids. The record is from RefSeq and is a predicted model, not a curated record. The transcript is spliced from 3 exons.
UUUUCCUAUAACCUACUGUCCAUUUUAGGACGACUUUUUCGUCGGGGUUGGACUACUAACUCUUUGGAAAAAUUUUAUAUUUGUUAUAAAAUUUAAUGUUUUUAUGGGAUAUUGAAAUUAGUGAUCAUAAUAAUUUUGAUAAUAUCUAAAACAAUGAGUGUGAUCGAAAUUAUCGAAAUAAGUAGUGACGAAGAUGAUGACGCUUCUACAUUAGUAGAUGUUUCGCUUGAAAAAACUGAUGAUAUUGAUGUGCAACAAUACAAUGAUGGAAGAAUAACAAAGACUCAGUCACAAUAUAAUGACGUUAAUAAUACAGAAAUUAUUGACAGUCUAUAUUUGAUAAAGAAACUAUUAAAUAGUAAUACAGAGGUUAUUAACAGUCUCAUUGAACAAAACAACGUUUUAUCUUCCACCAAUGGUUCAAUUUCACAAGCUAACGAUGAAAAUUUAGAAUUGUAUGCUAAACGGUAUAAAAAUAAUAUUGUAGAUUCGCUCAGUCAUAUAAAGAUUGUGAAAAUUGAAUCAUUGAAUGUACAAGAAAAUUUGACUGCGGAUAUCAUAGACAGUCAUAAUGAUAACGAUGUACAGGAAGUAAUUCCUGACAGUAACAGACAAAAUUUGAAUAUUGGGAACAUGAAUAAAAUAAGCUUAAAAGAUAUUGAAGAGACAACAAAUGAUAUUUGUCAUCACGAAUCGUCUAAUGUGAUUGAAACUUCAGUUAAAAAUAAAUUUCCAUUAUUUAAAUGGAAAGAUUUGAAAGAAAUUUCAAAUAAUAAACUCCAAACUAAAAUCAUUUCUGAUUAUACAUUAAAAAUAUUAAAAAAAUAUCUUCCAUUGGUUCGACUUGAUAGGAUCUCAGUACCUGAAAGCAAUAUAAAUUCUUCAAGUAACGCAGAAAACAAUAUAACUCCUUCGAGUAGCGAAGAAAACAACAUAAUUUCUAUAAGUAACGUAGAAAACAAUAUCAUUCCUUCAAGUAACGUAGAGAACAAUAUAAUUCCUUCGAAUAACGCAGAAAACGAUAUAAUUUCUGUAAAUACCGAAGAAAACAAUAUAACUUCAAGUAACGCAGAAAACAACACGAUUUCUUCAAGUAACGCAGAAAACGUUAUGAUUCCUAUUAGUAACGCAGAAAACAACAUAAUUCCUUCAAGUAACGCAGAAAAUAAUUGUUAUUGCAAAGAAUGUAAUCUUUCUUUUGCUUCAAAAAAAAAAUUAAAAUCUCAUAAACAAUAUCGUCACAAUGGAAGAAAACUUUACAACUGUGAACAAUGUGAUUAUGCAAAUAAUUAUAAAUCGAAAUUCGUACGUCACAAAAAAACGCAUACUAGAGAACGUCCAUAUCAGUGUUUUUGUUGUUCGUCUACUUUUACGUACAGAAACGCUUUCAAAUCACAUCUGUUUACUCAUAUUGAUAAAAAUUUAUCAUGUGAUAUUUGUCAUGAGAAAUUCACAACAGCAAAUUCACUAAUAACGCACAUAAUUUAUUAUCAUUCGUUUUCUCCAUCUGUUAGGGCGCGGCAAUGUAAAGUUUGUCGAGAAUUAUUCCCAAAUCGAUAUAGUUUAAAGAUUCACAUUAAAACCCAUAAAAAUAGAAGUUUAUUCAAAUGUAAUAUUUGUUGUUACACAACAAAAUCCUUACAAAUUUUAUUGAAACACGUAAAAAAACACGUAAGCAAUAAAAUUAUUUGUAAUGAUUGCGGGAGAUCGCUUGCAAAUAAAAAUAAAUUUGAACGACAUUGGUAUUUACGUCAUAAUUUUGCUAAUUAAUUAAAAGUAUAUUAUGAAUGUACUCAUUGCUAUAAUCGUAUUACUUAUGUACGAUAUGAUCAUUUUAUUCGCCACAUUAUCAAUAUUCAUGGCGUAGAAUAUCUAGAGCAAGAUAAAAUUUAGCUGCUUAAAAUUUGCCAAAAAGUUAUUGUAGAUGUGACCGGUUGAUUUAAAUUUAUAAAUAAUAUCAGAUUUUAUUUUGUUUUUUACUUCUAAGUCACAAUUUAACGAACUUAAACAAAAAAUUUAAGUUGAUAAUUAAAAAUAAAAAACUAAAAGUAGGAAAAAAUUUAUAAUUAUCGGAGUUUAUUGCUUUAUUAUUUACAAUUAAACAUUUAAUAUUUUAGUGUUUUAUCAAAAAAGUUAAUUUUUGUUAAUUACUUAUACAUUAUAAUUUUAAUGAUCUGUAAAUUUUAUGGAUUAAAAUAUAAUCAUAAUGAAAUGACCAGUUUUCUUUCAGUUUCG